GAUGUGAGUUGUGAUUUGAGUCCUGUCUCUGCCUACGCCUACUUAUUGGGUGGAGCUGGGGUAGAGCCAAUAAUUUAGAGAAGAAGAAGAAUAAUGUUAAUUAAAAAAAAUAAUUUCAACUAUUAUGUGUAAAGUGGUGCGUAGUGCUUUGCAUUAGUAUUUGUUUUGAAUGAAAAAGGGUCGAUUGCCCUGUAGGAAAGUUUUAAUUAUAAACAAAUAAAAAGGAAUACUGUGCAUUCAUUUACCGAUAAAUUUAUAAUUCUCAUAGCUGCCCACAACAUAGUUGAAACAACAUGGCAGAAUCAAGUAAAGAAAAUUCAAAUCAAUUAGACAUAAAUGAUAGUAAUUUUAAUUCUGACGUGUAUUUAGAAUGCAUUAUGAGAUGUGCCACUCUUAGGCAAAUGUUGGAUAAAGAAGCAGAGGUCAUUAAUCAAAGCCAGUUCUUGCAGUCUGAAAUGCAGACAUUAGUUUAUGAGAACUACAACAAAUUCAUAUCAGCCACAGAAACUGUGCGUAAAAUGCGCACAGAUUUUCAAAUCAUGCAGGAAGAAAUGGAUAAACUAAGAGAAAACAUUAAUAGAAUAACAAGUUUCAGUUCUAAGAUUUCAACAUCUCUAAGUGAUAGUGGAAAUAAUGUUAAUAGGCUAUGCAGUACUCGACAACUGUUGGAUAAGUUACAGUUCUUGUUUUUAUUGCCCACACAGUUGAACAAAGCGAUACAAGAAGGUAGAUAUGCAGAUGCUGUCCAUGAUUACACACAUGCACAGAAAGUGUUACAGAAGUAUGGUAAUCAACCAUCUUUUAAAAGUAUUCAAACUGAAUGUUCAGAAAUUAUUUAUGACUUAAAGAAAACCUUGAGAGAGAGAUUGCUAACUCCGGAUACAUCUGCAUCUGAAUUGGCAGAAAGUGUUGGCCUUUUAAGGCAGCUACAAGAAUCAGACUCCUCAUUGAAAGAUAUAUUCUUAAAUUGUGCCGAAAGUAGAUUGGAACAACAUUUAAAAGUACUUGCCUCCAUGGUUGAAAUAACAGAUAUAUUGGAAUGGGUUGAAAAGUGUAAUAACACAUUGCUAGCCGAUCUAGGUAUUGUUAUAUCUUGUUAUCAUGAAAUGUUUGAAACUGAUAAUGAUUGUUUGCCAGAUUUUGCUGACAAAGUAAUGACUCAAGUGUUUUGCCUCUUUGAAGAUGUUAUAAAGAGACCAGAGAAUAUUGGAACUGAAAUCCUAAUAAGAGGUCUUGAUAAGUUCUUUAGAAAAUUGCAAGCAAUGUCAGAAAUAAUAUCUAGUGAUGGAGUAUCUAAUAAAGCAUUAGAAGUUGUUGUUCAAUGUAUUAACCAUAAAGCUACAAUGCAAUAUCAAACAAUUCAUGUACAAUUUAAAGAAAAUUUAAUGAGAGUAAGGCAAUCUUUAGCAAGCAAAGGUACAGAAAAUGUUGAUCUCAAAGAUAUACUCAAUUCUUUACAAGUAUAUCUAAUGCAGAAAGUGCAAGCGUCACUCCUAGAUUUGAUGGCAUUUUUACAGAACAAUUUAUCUUUUGGCUUAAAGCCUUGGUGUGCUAAGGCAGUUGCAGAUAGCUGUUGGAAUGUUAUAUCAGAAACCCUCAUAAAUCUGUCAGAUAUGGUAAAGAAAAUGUCUUUCUUACAGUCAUCAAACAACAUUCCCUUUGAACUUUUCCUCAUUCUAGCCAAGUUAUGUUUGGAAAUGCAAGAAAGUGGUGUUACAAUUCUACAAAACCAUUUAGUUAAAUUAUUAGAGGAAGCUGCACCUGGUUUGAGUGUAGAGAAAAAGGAAACAAAUAAUGUUAUGGUCAAUUUGUCCACUGCUGCUCAAUCUGCCUUAGAUUCUGAAGUGGUAUUUAUUGGACAGACUGCGGCGCAAAUGUUGCGAGUGUCCGUGUUGGCUCGAGAUUGGUUAAGAGCACCAGAGCCUCGUGGGCCGCGAGCGGUGUGCCGGCGAGUGGUGGAAACUCUUGCCAGUGCGGAUAGUGCCGCGUCACAACUAUUUCCUUCCAGUAUUAAACCAUCGAGCGAUUCCAGCCGUCGUACUAUAUGGUCACGUGCUCCCUCUUCAUUCUCGCCAAUUAACCGGCUGUUUUCCGAAAGAAUCGAAGUUUUUAGUCCAGCUGGCGCGGACAGAGCUGCUCUGUCCAAUGGUGCAUUGAAAGUAGCUCUAAAAGCAUUAGUGGAAUGCGUACGCUUACGUACUUUUAGUAGACAUGGUUUGCAGCAGUUACAAGUUGACGUUCAUUUUCUACAACAAAGAUUAUCCUGUAUGGGUAAUGAUGAAAGGUUACUGAAUGCUUUAUUGGAAGAUGCGCUGUCCUCCGCUCAGCUGCGAUGUGUAGAUCCUCAAUUAAUGGAACCUAGUAUUGUAGAUAUUAUUUGUGAACGUGGCUAAGCUUUACGUUAGUUUAAUAAAUAAUAAAUGAAAUUGUUUGUUUUACGAAUGCAAAUUAAAUGUACCUAGGUAUAUUGAAUAUUCAUACAGUAAUUGAUGCCAGCAUGUCUGGUUGGUACGGCGCUGCGCUGGGUCAGAACUAGAUCAAUGUCACUCAUUUCAAGUCAGUUUACCAUACAGUAUUCAGCUCUGAAUCGGAUUAGACCGGCCGCUUAUAUUCUCGAAUAGCAGAACGAAGUAGAAAUGACUAUUGGAUGCGUGUAAACGACGCGAUCCAGAGCCCAUGCCCCAUGCACGGGAAUUCAGUAAUGCUGGAACCAUGUCUUGAUGAUUUAUAACGAACUAGCGGUCCGCCCCGGCUUCGCCCGUGGUACAUAUUUCGCAAUAAAAAGUAGCCUAUGUCCUUUCUCGCGUAUCAAAAUAUCUCCAUACCAAAUUUCAUGCAAAUUGGUUCAGUAGUUUAGGCGUGAUUGAGUAACAGAUAGACUUUUUCAGUCCUUUGGCAUUUAUAAUAUGUAUGAUAAUGUCACGAAACAUGGACCCUAGAAAAUAGAUAGUAUAGAACUAAGGUAUAGAAUAAGAACCUAUAGAAAUAAGUAUAUAUCUGUUAAAUGUAAGCAUUCAGCUCAAUUCGGAAUUCAUAAAUGUUAAAGAUUGUGUUUGAAAAAAAUAAAUACAGGAAAGAAACUGUGGUCAUAAUCUAGUGCAUAUUAAUUUCCAAAAAUUUAGACGGACAGAUAGAGACCUUAGACCUGUAAAAGACAUUUUUUUGAUUACUUAGAUUAUUAAAUAUGUACUGUAUGUUGAUAAUAUUAUGUAUUAUUUAUAGUAAAAAAAAUAUCUUAAAUAUAGGUAAAUGUUAU
This is a messenger RNA of Colias croceus (clouded yellow), 3256 nucleotides long. RefSeq names its product vacuolar protein sorting-associated protein 51 homolog (gene Vps51). Gene Ontology annotation, cellular component: membrane; EARP complex; GARP complex. Bases 294 to 2393 code for a protein of 699 amino acids. The transcript has a single exon. The record is from RefSeq and is a predicted model, not a curated record. Gene Ontology annotation, biological process: retrograde transport, endosome to Golgi; Golgi vesicle transport; endocytic recycling. NCBI's taxonomy places the organism in Eukaryota, Metazoa, Arthropoda, Insecta, Lepidoptera, Pieridae.